UAGGGGCUCGGAACUCGCAAAAACAUCAGCAAUAAAUACGGUUAUGUUCAUUUUUGUAUAAAUUGAUAGCAUAAUAAUGAAUACUGCCGAAUAUUCCCAUUUUACAUCAUUAUUCGUGGUUAUAAAAAUUAUACUUUACUGCAUUAUCAUCAUUAAUGACGUUUAUAUUGACACGGAAUUCUGGAGAGAUUUCGAUUAGGAUUUUAUUGUCUAGUGUAUUUAGAAGCGAAUAUUUGCAGCGAUGGAACAAGAUAUUUUUCGUCAGAUUCAAUUUAAUUUAGGCACCGAUCUUCCUAAAUGUGUAGUGGAUAUUUUGAAAGCAUUGGAAUUUACAAACGUCGUUGCUCUAAAAGAAAUAAAUUCGGAAACAGUGAAACAAAUCGAGGAAUUUUGCAAUGAGAACCCAGAAGUUUUGGGCCAUUCACUUAUUGGAACAGUUUAUGAAAAAGUGAAGCCAUUCAAAUUUUUACUCGGCCACCGUUUAGUAAUAUUACAAUUGCCAAAUUAUUGUAAGAGCAUUGAAAACAAUAGGUCGAACGAUGAUUUGUUGACGGACUCGACCAUAAUGCGAGCGUUAAAGGAAAAUGCCCGAAUUAAUUUGAACCGACCAGAAUCUGGCAAAAGAUACAAUACAACAAGCAAAACAUACGCUAUAUAUCUCUAUUUAAUGGGAGGCAAAGCACUGUAUGAAUCUAUUUGUGCAAAUUUACCAUUACCGAAAGCGGACACAGUCUUGAAAUAUGUCGAGAAAAAUAAACAAAAAAUAUGUGAAGGUGAAUUGCGUUGCACCGGUCUAGUUGAAUACUUGGAAAAUUUCAAUUUGAAAAAAGUUGUCUGGGUGUCAGAAGACGGAACUGGUAUAAACACCAAAAUUGAGUACGAUAAUUCAACUAAUCAAAUCGUUGGAUUAGUUCUCCCAAUAAAUGGAACCAAUGGAAUGCCUGUAUCAUAUACAUUUUUGGCCAAUUCAGUGGAUGAUAUUCAAAAAUACAUUAAAAAACCAGUGUCAACAUUAUUGUAUGCCGUUCUGGCUCAACCAUUGCAACCAAACAUUCCUCCAUAUGUGCUUCAAAUUUUUGGCACGGAUAAUACAUUUGAAGCAAAAGAUGUUGUUCGCCGAUGGGCGCAUAUCACCGAAGAGCUGCGCAAACAUGGAAUAGAAGUGGCUGGAUUUUCAUCAGAUGGAGACACCAAAUUAUUCAGUGCAAUGUUACAUUACUCAAAUCCAUGUUUAAAAAAUGUUUGCGAUCAUUUUACACAAGUCAAUGACCCAUUGCGUCACACAAUUGCAUACAUGCAAGACACAAUUCACACUGUUUUAAAAAUGCGAAAUCGAUUUCUAUCGCCCGGAAUCAUUCUACCAAUGGGUACCAAAGUGGUAUCUGUAUCUCAUUUAAAAAUGUUGAUCAAUAAAGUUGGAAAGGGCGUACAUGGCUUAGUCAUGAAAGAUAUAUGUGGUGAUGAUCGUCAAAAUUAUAAUGCGCUCAAGCAAAUAAUGAAACCUGAAGUAACGGAAGCAUUAGCAGAACAUAUAAUCGAUAGCGAAGCAACUAUAAUGUACAUUAAAAUUUGUCAUGAAAUCUCAUCUGCCUUGUAUGAAGAAGGACAUCUACCUCUACAACGAGUUUAUCUCAUAUGGCAUGCAACAUUUUUCCUCCGUGCAUGGAAAAAAUGGAUACAAAAUUCGAGAAGUUCAAUUGCUAAAAAAGGUGAAUAUUACACUGUUGGAGACAAUUUUCUCACCCGAAAUUGUUAUGGCUGUAUUGAAAUCAAUGCAAAUAAUCUAAUCUCUUUAAUGCAAACAUUCCGUGAUCGAAAUAUGGAUGAAUUGUUCUUAGUAACUUUGUUUAAUUCGCAACCAUGCGAGGAAUUUUUCCGGCAGCUUCGUUCUAUGGGAACAAUAAAUUUUACGAAAGUCAACUUCACACUCUUAGAAGUGUUACAUCUUAUCUCACGUGUUGAGCUCUUGAAUGAAUGUAUUUACAUCAAGUUGAAGGAUAUGGGCGUUUCGUUUCCACGCAACAAAAUAAGCAACUCUGGCUUGAAUAAAUUCCCACUUCCUUCGGAUGUAGAAAUAAAAACUUCAAUUGACAAUGCUCAACGUGAUGCAUUAUUGGAUGCAGCACGAUUCGGAAUGAAAAUUGAUCCAUGCGAUGUGCAAACGUGUAAUUUAGAUGAUAUUGACGUGUUCUUAAAAAAACCAAAGCGAAAACAUAAUGAAACUGAUGGAGACGAUGAAGAUCAGACUUUCAAAAUGCUUUCUGAAUGUCCAAAUAUACGCAGCUACUCACCAGAAAAAUAUCAAUCAAAAGCACCAUUCAUUGAAAUUACCACGGAUAAAGGAACAAAGAAAACAAUAAGAAAGUCAACACUUGUAUGGAUGCUUUCUGAAGCGAAAGGUAAAUUGAGUAAAGAUCGUUUACAAAGAGUUCAAGAUGUUGACAACCCAAAAAAAGUUCGCCGAAGUCUAAAAUUCGAUCCAGAACUUUCAGUUGAGAAGACUUUAAAGAAGAAAAAGGAGCUACAAGUGGGUGAUUGGUGUAUUUUUCAUGAGCAGGAAAAUAAUAAUCAUCAGAAAAACAUUUAUGUAGGAAAUGUUUUAUCAUUUAAAUAUAUUGAAGGAAAAACUGCCAAACAAAAACAAUAUACAUGGGAUUUCGCACCCGUUUCACCACCUGAAGGUGAAAAUGAUACGAAGAAAGGUAUUCAAGUGUUGGCUUCGUGGUAUAAAAUGACCGCAAGUACCAAACUGGAACCAAUAGCUGUUGUCAACAAUUUUUACCUAAACAUUGAAAAUUACAUUGCAACUCUUUCGCGUCAACCAUUCCAAUCUACAGAUUUGAAAAUUAUCGAUGAAGAAUUUUUCGCAGUCAUUAAAGCCGAGUUACUAAAACUAUGUGAAAUCUCUCAAUGA
Messenger RNA from Contarinia nasturtii (swede midge), 2914 nucleotides. RefSeq lists its product as uncharacterized. The transcript has 4 exons. The record is from RefSeq and is a predicted model, not a curated record. Lineage: Eukaryota; Metazoa; Arthropoda; Insecta; Diptera; Cecidomyiidae. Bases 242 to 2914 code for a protein of 890 amino acids.